Messenger RNA from Rangifer tarandus platyrhynchus (Svalbard reindeer), 510 nucleotides. NCBI's taxonomy places the organism in Eukaryota, Metazoa, Chordata, Mammalia, Artiodactyla, Cervidae. The record is from the annotation of a GenBank genome assembly.
AUGCUGCGACUGCUUUCCGGAAGGCAGACGUCUAAGGCCCGUGAGUUGAUUGUAAUGGCAGGUGAAGGAAUUAAUGAAGACUAUCCAGUAGAAAUUCAUGCAUAUUUAUCAGCAUUUGAGAAUUCCAUUGGUGCUGUGGAUGAAAUGCUGAAGACCAUGAUGUCUGUUUCUAGAAAUGAGUUGUUGCAGAAGUUGGACCCACUUGAACAGGCAAAAGUGGAUUUAGUUUCUGCUUACACAUUAAAUUCAAUGUUUUGGGUUUAUUUGGCAACUCAGGGAGUCAAUCCCAAGGAACAUCCAGUAAAGCAGGAAUUGGAGAGAAUCAGAGUGUACAUGAACAGAGUCAAGGAAAUAACAGACAAGAAAAACGCUGGCAAGCUGGACAGGGGUGCGGCUUCAAGAUUUGUAAAAAAUGCCCUCUGGGAACCAAAACCUAAAAAUGCAUCCAAAGUUGCCAAUAAAGGAAAAAGUAAAAAUAAACCUUUCAGUUUUGAUGUACACAUAUUUUAA